Suricata suricatta (meerkat) is the source of this 2339-nucleotide messenger RNA. RefSeq names its product zinc finger protein 154-like. Gene Ontology annotation, biological process: regulation of transcription by RNA polymerase II. The transcript is spliced from 2 exons. The record is from RefSeq and is a predicted model, not a curated record. The coding region runs from base 143 to 1561 and encodes 472 amino acids. Gene Ontology annotation, molecular function: DNA-binding transcription factor activity, RNA polymerase II-specific; RNA polymerase II cis-regulatory region sequence-specific DNA binding. Lineage: Eukaryota; Metazoa; Chordata; Mammalia; Carnivora; Herpestidae.
GGUCCUGGAGCAGAGCUUUUUGUGGUUUCAUUUGUCCCCAUCAUGCCAGGGCAGGGUGACGUUUGAAGACGUGGCUGUGUACUUCUCCCGGGAGGAAUGGGGACUCCUUGAUGAGGCUCAGAGAUGUCUGUACCAGGAUGUGAUGCUGGAGACCUUGGCACUUAUAAGCUCCUUGGGCUGCUGGCACGGGGCCGAGGACGAGGAGGCACCCGGGCAGCGCAUUUCUGGACAAGGAGGGUCACAGGGCAGGACUCCCGAGGCAGCUGUGUCCUCCCGGAAGGUCCAUGCUUCGGAGGCAUGUGGCCCAGGCCUGAGGGAACUUGUACAUUCCACCGAGCACCACCCACCACCUGGUGGACAGCAACUCCACAAGAUGGGGGCGUGUGACCAACAGGAGUAUCUGGACGCGGACCUUCCGCGCCAGCAGCAGAGCAUUGGAGAGACAGGCUUCAGCGGCAGCAGGGGCCGAGCCUCUUCCUGGAAGGACUGCGCACUCUGUGUGUCGGGGAGGCCCUCCUGCCGCGAGGUUGUGAGGCACCUGUUGGCAAGCUCGAGGUUCCUCCGGGAUCGGGCCUCGAACACCCGGGAGAGGUCAGAGGGGAGGGCCGGCUGUGGGGUGGCGCCUCCCAAAAGGCGGGCUCAGUGCGCCUGCGGGGAAGGCACCGAGGACCUCACUCGCACACAUACACUUGCCCGGCCCCAGAGACACCUCAGCAGAGAAAGAGGCUUCCUGUGCAGUGAAUGUGGAAAGUGUUUCAGCAAAAGCUACAGCCUCAGUGACCACUGGCGAGUGCACACUGGGGAAAAGCCUUAUGAGUGUGGGCAGUGUGGGAAGUCCUUCAGGCAGAGCUCCAGCCUCAUUCAGCACCGGAGGGUUCACACUGGCGCGAGGCCUCACGAGUGCGACGAAUGUGGGAAAUUAUUUAGCAACAAGUCCAACCUCAUUAAACAUCGGAGAAUUCACACUGGAGAACGGCCGUACGAGUGCAGCGAGUGCGGGAAGUCCUUCAGCGAAAGCUCCGCGCUCCUUCAACACCGGAGCGUGCACACUGGAGAGAGGCCUUAUGAGUGCGGCGCGUGUGGGAAGUUCUUUACCUACCACUCCAGCCUCAUCAAACACCAGAGAGUUCACUCGGGAGCGAGGCCCUAUGUGUGCAGCGAGUGCGGAAAAUCCUUUACUCAGAACUCCAGCCUCAUCGAACACCGCAGAGUUCACAGUGGAGAAAGGCCUUAUAAGUGCAGCGAAUGUGAGAAGUCUUUUAGCCAAAGCUCUGCGCUGCUUCAACACCGGAGAGUGCACACUGGAGAGAGGCCUUAUGAGUGCGGCAAAUGUGGGAAGCUCUUUACUUACAGUUCCAGUCUCUUAAAACACCAGAGAGUGCACACUGGAGAGAGGCCUUAUGAGUGCCCUGAAUGUGGAAAAUCCUUUACUCAGAACUCUAGCCUCAUUAAACACGGGAGGACUCACACUGGAGAGAGGCCUUAUGAGUGCAGCGAAUGUGGGAAGUCCUUUAGCCACAGCUCCAGCCUCAUUAAACACCGGAAAGUGCACACUGGUUAAGGGCUUCAGGACUACAGUGAAAUUUGGGAAACGUUUAGCCGUGUCUUCCAUUUCAAUGACCUUUCAAAUAUUCCUACCAGAGAAAAGGCUUCAUGAGUUUGGAAUGUGGGAAAGUAUUUACCUUCGAUUCUAAGCUCCUAAAGCACCACAAUGUCACAUUAGAUGAAGGCCCGUGAAUGUGGCAGGUUCGAGAAACGACUAACCGAAGUCUGGCGUCGGUACGCUCCCGAGAAGUCACGCCAAAGAACAGUCUUAGAAACAGUGAAGAUUAGAAGGGCUUCAGCCAAAGGACUGACCUCAACAGAGAUCACAAAUUUCAAAUGGGAGAACGACCUUCAACUUGCAGGCAUAUAGCAUUUGUGUGCUCGGCGUGACAGCACUGGAGGAGAGCCUUUCUGAAGGCGCCGUCUGCCUGUGUUGAACCUCACUCAUUCACACAUCGACAUGAUCCCAGGGAUGUGGCAGCUGCAGUGCCCUUUGCUAACCUGCCCAGGGCCACUCCCCAGUGUCGGGGCAUGUCCCAGUUGUCCACGCACAGCCUGAGUACUUAGUCCUUCCCCUCUUUCCUCUCUGAGGACGGAGGGCAUGGAUCUCACCGAGUUUGGGCCUCAAGGACUGUUGGUGCUUUGAAAAGGUGGACUUCAUUAUUCAGGGCUACUACUCUCAUUGUAACAGUAAUAGAUGGAGUUUCAUAGCCUCCCAAGUCACCAGCCCAGGAGCAGUCACCCUCCCAUUCCUCUUGUUUCUACAAUAAUAAAGGCGUUACUGUUUAAGUCCC